This is a messenger RNA of Sinocyclocheilus rhinocerous, 1224 nucleotides long. RefSeq names its product vesicle-associated membrane protein-associated protein A-like. Gene Ontology annotation, cellular component: endoplasmic reticulum membrane; plasma membrane. Gene Ontology annotation, molecular function: FFAT motif binding. The coding region runs from base 122 to 835 and encodes 237 amino acids. The transcript is spliced from 6 exons. Gene Ontology annotation, biological process: neuron projection development. The record is from RefSeq and is a predicted model, not a curated record. NCBI's taxonomy places the organism in Eukaryota, Metazoa, Chordata, Actinopteri, Cypriniformes, Cyprinidae.
CGCGCUCCCGUGUGUCGUGUGACCGCGCAGCGCGCUCCCGUGCCGCGCGCAGUGACUCAGUGGAAGGGUUCGCGCUAACAGUUCCUCUCCGGAUCCAAGCGUCACCUCACCGGCCAAAAACAUGUCCAAACUGGAGCAGAUCCUCAUCUUAGAGCCUUCCACCGACCUGAGGUUCAAAGGUCCUUUCACAGAUGUCGUCACUGCGAACCUGAAGCUAAAGAAUCCAUCAGAUAAGAAAGUAUGUUUUAAAGUGAAGACCACAGCGCCGCGCAGAUACUGCGUACGGCCGAACAGUGGCAUCAUCGACCCCGGGGCCACGCUCAUCAUUUCAGUUAUGCUGCAGCCGUUCGAUUACGACCCCAAUGAGAAAAGUAAACAUAAGUUCAUGGUACAGACCAUCUUCGUCCCCGCAGCCGUUACAGACGCAGAAGCCAUGUGGAAAGACGUGAAACCCGAUGAGCUCAUGGAUUCCAAACUCAGAUGCGUCUUUGAGCUGCCGUCUGAAAACGAUAAAGUGAACGACGUUGACUCUAAAUCGGCGCCGGUUCUGAACUCCUCUAAAGCAGACGGGCCGCUGGCAGCGAACGACUCGGAGAUGAAGAAGAUCCUGGAGGAGUGCAAACGCUUGCAGACGGAGGUCAGCAAGCUCAACGAUGAGAAUCGCCAGCUCAAGGACGAGGGUUUGAGACUGAGGAGGUUCGAGCGCAGUGAAUACCUCACGAUUAACUCCAGCUCUGCGCUGGGUCACGAGUCGAAGGCCGGAUCUCUUCCCUCGCUGCUCGUCGUCAUCGCAGCCAUCUUCAUCGGGUUCUUCCUCGGCAAGUUCAUCCUGUAGAAUCGGAGACUCCCGUCUCUCUUUGUCUGGGUUCAUUUGCUGUUUUCUGUUGACGGAUGUUCGAGCCAUGAACUGCUUCCCCUCAAACGCGAUUCGUUUCACUCAAACUCGAUGGAAAGUGUAAAUGUGGUUUUAAUGGUUCAUCCAGACGAAGGAAGAGCUUCGGACCUUCACCAGAGACACAGGUGUCUCCUUCUGUGCAUUCGUUCUGUUUCUGUUCCUAACAACACCAACGCAGACUGUUUUAUUACUGUAAUUAUCAUUUAUUAAUUAUAUUAUUAAUGUACUUUCUGUCAAAGCAGCAUUUAUCCACACAAGACGUUCACUGAUGUCUUCACUUUACUGUCUCAUACUAGACGACACUGAAGAAAUAAAAGAAAAAAAAUUAA